AUGCCGCAUCCUCAGUGGGAACCUGGUGUUUUCUCUUUCAUGCGUUCGAUGCCGGGGGGCUCGGAACAGGAGCCCCACCAAGACUAUCAAGAGAGUGACUUGCCUGGCACGAAGCUUCGCAUCUACGUCGGUUGCUUUACUGCGAGAGACGACUCCAAGGCGCGCGUCGUGGAAAUUCCUGUUGGAUUCUGUGUGCUGUUCAAGGGCGACCUUAUACACAACGGAAUGCCAUACACCACGACGAACUACCGCCUUCACUGCUACCUGAGCUACGCGGGGAUGAAAUGGACACCGGAUAUCGUUCAAGACGCGCUUCCGCAACAUGGUGAGUGUCAGUAUUGUGGCGAAAAGGUGGAGAAGGGUCAAGCGCUUCGGAAACACCGGUUCUAUUGUGAGAAGAACCCCAAGGGGGUUGAGAACCGACUGAAGCGCAAACGUGAGUACAAAAAAGGUGAGUACAAGUGUGAGGUUUGCGAUAAGAUGUUCAAGCACCAGAGCUCUCUACGCGUCCACAAGAUGAGAGAACUCUCUGCUUAA
Messenger RNA from Phytophthora nicotianae INRA-310, 537 nucleotides. RefSeq lists its product as hypothetical. The record is from RefSeq and is a predicted model, not a curated record. The coding region runs from base 1 to 537 and encodes 178 amino acids. The transcript is spliced from 2 exons. Lineage: Eukaryota; Oomycota; Peronosporomycetes; Peronosporales; Peronosporaceae.